CUCUGUUAUGACAACAAACAAUUAAACCCCUCUCUCUCUCUCUCUCUGGUUGAAAAACUGGAGUGACUAAUCCCAGCAACCAAAUCCUGAAAAUCUGAAACCCUUCGUACCCUUUCUCAGUCUUCACUUCCACUAACAAUCUAACACUUGUUCAAUUUUCGUCUCCUUCUGUUUCUCAACAUAUUCUCGAGUACACCAUUGGCCUUUAUCUAUUAACAUAGAUCCAUUAUUUACUUCUUCAGCUUAAGCAAAAGGGUCUCCUCUUUUUGGGAUUCUUUCAGCUUUGCCAUAUAUGCACUUUCCAUUUUAAGCAAAAUGUGGUUACUAUAACUUGGUACUUUCCAAAUUCAGUGGAUAAAUUCGAUACGAAAGUUCUCAUGGGUACUGUUAUUUUGACCUCAGAACCUCAGCAUUUCUCCUAAAACUUUAAGGGGUUUCUCAAAGCUUCAAUUUUUCGAGGAAAACCACAGCACUGUCAGCAUUUUGGCUUUCAAUCGACUGAAGGUUUCCUCAUGAGAAUCUGCUACACCAAUCAACUGCUACAUUAUCUUUUUGUUGUAGCAACUAUUGUUCCUCUGAGUCUUGGUGAUCUAAACUCAGACAAACAAGCCCUUCUUAAUUUUGCCGCAGCAGUCCCACAUGGCUUGAAGAUCAACUGGAAUCCUGCCACCCCAAUCUGCUCAUCUUGGGUAGGCAUUACUUGUAGUACGGAUGGGGCCCAUGUGGUGGCUGUACGGCUUCCAGGAGUUGGACUCGUUGGUCCACUUCCAGAAAAUACUCUUGGGAAGAUGGAUGCCGUAAGGAUUCUCAGCCUUCGAUCCAAUCGUCUCAGCGGAAACCUUCCUUCUGAUAUCACUUCACUUCCUUCUCUUCAAUACCUAUUCUUACAGCACAAUAACUUAUCUGGACCUAUUCCUUCUUCUUUUUCGAAUAAACUGAGUGUUUUGGACCUUUCUCAUAAUUCCUUCAUUGGUAAGAUUCCUGUAACAAUUCAGAAUUUGACUCAGCUAACUAGUCUAAGCCUCCAGAAUAACUUGCUUUCUGGACCUAUACCCAAUAUCACCCUUCCAAGGCUAAGACGUUUAAAUUUAAGCCACAACAAUUUUAAUGGUUCUAUUCCAUUAUCCCUCCAAAAGUUUCCAAAUUCUUCCUUUGCGGGCAACUCAUUCUUGUGUGGACUACCCUUAAAUCCUUGUUCCCCUGUUCUACCACUACCCCCAUCCCCACCUGCACCUUCACCAAGCAUUCCUCAAGAAAAAAGCUCAAAGAAGAAACUUAAAUUAUGGGCUAUUAUUGCUAUUGCCACUGGAGGGGCUGUGCUGGUCUUUCUGCUAGCUCUAAUCGUGGUUUUGUGCUUCCUGAAAAGGAAAAGGGGUGAUGGCAGAGGUGUGGUGAAAGGGAAAUCUUCAAGUGGAGGAAGGAGUGAAAAGCCGAGGGAAGAGUUUAGUAGUGAGGUGCAAGAACAUGAGAAAAAUAAGCUGGUUUUCUUUGAAAGCUGCUCUUACAAUUUCGAUCUCGAGGACCUGUUGAGGGCCUCAGCUGAAGUGCUAGGAAAGGGGAGCUUUGGAACUGCUUAUAAAGCUAUUUUGGAGGAGUCAACGACAGUGGUGGUUAAAAGAUUAAAAGAAGUCAUUGUAGGGAAGAAGGACUUUGAACAACAGAUGGAAAUUAUUGGUAGAGUUAGACAGCAUCUAAAUGUUGUUCCUUUACGUGCCUAUUAUUAUUCCAAGGAUGAGAAGCUAAUGGUGUAUGGUUAUUUCUCAAGUGGCAGCUUGUCAAUGCUCUUGCAUGGCAGCAGGACUUCUGGAAGAACUCCACUG
Molecule: messenger RNA, 1820 nt
Organism: Nicotiana tabacum (common tobacco)
Lineage: Eukaryota; Viridiplantae; Streptophyta; Magnoliopsida; Solanales; Solanaceae
Product: putative inactive receptor kinase At5g58300
Biological process (GO): protein phosphorylation
Molecular function (GO): ATP binding; protein binding; protein kinase activity
Source: RefSeq, a predicted model, not a curated record